Messenger RNA from Microdochium trichocladiopsis, 1346 nucleotides. Its product is annotated as AhpD-like protein. The transcript is spliced from 5 exons. Lineage: Eukaryota; Fungi; Ascomycota; Sordariomycetes; Xylariales; Microdochiaceae. The record is from RefSeq and is a predicted model, not a curated record. The coding region runs from base 132 to 911 and encodes 259 amino acids.
CUUCUGACCACAACAUCCAACGACACCCAGAACUUCGGAACAUGAUCAUUGUUGUGAGAGAGAUGUACCUUUAGACGCACGCUCCUCAGACGAGGCUUGACUAUGGCCUGCUGAUAUUCAGACACGCCAAAAUGGUCACAAGUUCCAUGGGUGCUCUGCCGAUGUUGAAGCAAGCACUUUGGACGUCCCUUGCCAAAGAUGUGGCGAUGCCGCAUGGAGCUUGGUAUCUCGUCGCAUCCGCUACCUUGGCCGUCCUCAACCGCCCUCGAGAAAUACAGCAGGUGUUCACAUAUGCUUUAUCUGACCUGGAGCAUUCUCGCGACGGACCAGGGGCCCACAAGGAAAAGCUCGAAGUCUCAAGGCGGAUUCGUGAGAGUCUUGUCAAAACCUCGGCCAUUGCUGGACUACCAAAGAGCAUAAACGCUCUCAUGAGCCUCAAACAAGUCACUCCACAACAACUCCUGGACGAUGAAGCGGUCUACUCAUCUGGUUCGAGGCUUCAAGAUCUCAGCCGGAUAUCACAGGAGCAGAUCUUGUAUCGCGGACAAUCUUUCUUUGACAAGCUGUACGGGAAAUUGUCAAGAAGAGUUAUGAGGCAGAUGGAUCAAUGCGGGACACGAGAUCUCGGCGUGAUAGCGAGACUGGCAUACGGCCAUGUGCUCAGUAACACGAGCAUUUUGACGCCAAUGGAGACUUCAUUUGUCCUUAUCGCAGGUCUCAUACCACAAGAUGUGAACCCGCAACUGAAAGGCCAUCUCAGAGGCGCCAUAAACCUCGGGGCAAGCGUCGAGCAAGUGCGGGCGGUGCGGGCAGCAUCGAUCAAGGUCUGCGAGGCCUGCGGCAUGAAGCGUCUGCGUGACGACGACUCAGUGGCAAAACACGGAUGGCGCGACGAGAUUGCCGACAUCUGACGACCCCCGAGGCCGCGUCACUAUGCACGCAACUCAAAGAGCCUCGAGUCAUACCGAGAAAGUCUCCUGCAGUCACACUAUUCCAGCUCAGCGCUUACGUACAGAUCGUAUUGUCAUGGUCGACGGGCCCCUUUCUCAGCCCCCACGAGGCAGCAGCCAGCUGCGGCUGUAGGGCUGCGUCAUGCAGAUGCAGGACUGGCCUACGAGACCAGCACGACACCAAGCAACGUAUCCUCUACGGCCUCGUGUCAUUGUCUCGGCGCAGGAGCGUGGUCACCCCAUCGUAAUCCUGCUUACAUGUCUAAAGAUAGCUGGAGGCAUACGAGGGAGCACGGUCGUUGUUCGACAAAUACAUCUAGAAGGAGUGGGACUUUGACAAGCUUGGGGGUCGGCUAUGGUGAUGGCAUCGGGAACGUUACUUUGAGUCUCGGGGUC